AUGUUGAUGUAUUUGAAGGACUUUGCGAUUGAGUUUGGGGUCUCUGAGAUUGUGAGGUUCGAGACUGAGGUGGUGUUUGUGGGUUUGGUGGAGGGUGGCAAGUGGAAGGUGAAGUCCAAGAGUAAGAGAGGUGAGGUUGUGGAGGAUGAGAUUUUUGAUGCUGUGGUUGUGUGUAAUGGGCAUCAUACUGAGCCCUGUGUUGCCCAAAUUCCAGGCAUCAAUACAUGGAAAGGGAAGCAAAUCCACAGCCACAAUUAUCGUACCCCUGAGCCAUUUCGAGAUCAGGUAGUAAUUUUGAUAGGGAGCGCCACUAGUGCUAUUGAUAUUUCACGAGACAUAGCUGGAGUUGCAAAACAAGUCCACAUUGCAUCUAGAUCUGUUGCUGAUGAAACCAUUGAAAAGCAGCCGGUCUAUAAUAACAUGUGGCUUCAUUCUAUGAUCAAAAGUGUCCAGGAAGAUGGUAGUGUUGUAUUCCGAAAUGGGAGUGUUGUCCUUGCGGAUGUCAUUCUUCACUGCACAGGGUACAAAUUUCAUUUCCCUUUCCUUGAGACCAAUGGCAUUGUGACUGUGGAUGACAACCGUGUUGGGCCUCUGUACAAGCAUGUCUUCCCACCCGAUUUGGCUCCGUCACUUUCCUUUGUUGGGUUACCAUGGAAGGGUGCUCUUUUCCCCAUGUUUGAAUUUCAAAGCAAGUGGAUAGCAGGUAUUUUGUCUAACCGAAUCGCACUUCCAUCACAAGAGGAGAUGAUGGAGGACGUCAAAGCUUUCUACUCUUCACUCGAAGCUUCUGGCACCCCCAAGAGAUACACUCAUAACAUUGCUGAUUAUCAGCCUGGAUACGAGGAUUGGCUUGCAGCUGAGUGUGGCUGUCCAGCAUUUGAAGAAUGGAGAAAGCAAAUGUACUUUGUAGCUAUAGAGAACUUGUUUGCGCGACCAGAGACAUACAAGGACGAGUGGGAAGAUCACCAUUUAGUAUUGCAAGCUCAUGAGGACUUCAGAAAAUACACCUUAAAUGGAGUUGAAAAUGGAUACGUGACAUCAAAUGAUGUCCCGCCCAGUUCAAGGUGAAACAAGCAACCACCAUGUUUAUUUUGAAGUUCAUCUUAAAUAUCCCCGGAAAUCUUGAUGUGUUCCUGUCCCUCAGUAAGGGGAUGUUUAAGUGGUUGGUAAAUUUAUUUUUUUGGUCAGAAGGGUUUGGGGUCUGGUUCGAAUAACAAAUGUAUGUAAUUUUUUUUUUGUCAGAAGGGUUUGCGGUCUUAAUUAAUCUGAAUCAUUGAUUAAUAAAUUCAUGCUUGAAAUGGAA
Messenger RNA from Prunus mume (Japanese apricot), 1303 nucleotides. Its product is annotated as flavin-containing monooxygenase FMO GS-OX-like 4. The record is from RefSeq and is a predicted model, not a curated record. Lineage: Eukaryota; Viridiplantae; Streptophyta; Magnoliopsida; Rosales; Rosaceae. Gene Ontology annotation, molecular function: flavin adenine dinucleotide binding; NADP binding; N,N-dimethylaniline monooxygenase activity.